AUUUUGUUCUACUAGAUUCGUAUUUAAUGCAGUUUUCAAAAAUUAAAAUGGCUGUAAUACUAAAUAUUCAAGUGUACUUUUUUAUAUUUAUUGUUUUUUUGUAUACUGAAGGAAUAAGUAAUAAAAGAAAAUCCGUCGAUGCAAUAAACUAUUUUCUACACCAUUGCGGAUGGAAAAAUAUAAAUGAUGUGGAACUAAUCAAGUAUAUGAAUAAUGAGUAUAAAUUUGACCAUGUGAUAAAUAAUUCUGUAACAUAUAAUAGUUGUAAUAAAUAUAUACGUAAUGCAACAAUAAUACUUGGUUGUUCAUAUGCUAAUGAUUUAAAUACUAUGUUCUUUGCAAUAAACAAUUUUCAAGAACAUUGUACUAUGCUAUUAAAUUCUAAGAACUCUUUAAUAAGUGCGAACAAAUGUACAGUUAAACUUAUAGAAAAAACAGAAGAAAUUGUUCCGAUGGCAAUACUUAUGAAAGAAGCUUUAAAUGCUAUUGAAAUAUUUCAUAAUAGGCCAUGGGGCAACCACAACAAAAAAAAAAAUGUUAUUUUAAACGAAGUUAUAAAAAAUUUACAGCAAAAUGAAACUAUAAUAAAAUUAAUUCCUUUAUCAAUAAAUAUGAAUUUGAUUGAUGCUGCAUUAUCGACCAUUAAGAAAUUUGUAUUUGCGAGGCGUAAUGAACUUAAAGCGGAUAUGGAAUUUUGUCAACUAAAACCUUUAGAAUUGAAUUCAGAGUGGCAUUUAUGGAAAAACGAAUUUAACACGUUAAAAACUCAAGGAAAAUAUCAAGAAUUUUUCAUUUUUCUUAGUGAUAAAAUUAGUAGUUUAGUACUAACAACAUACCAGAAAAAAUUUGUUGAACUUGGAUUUGUAUUUGAUUCGAACACAAAUCGGACAUUUUUAUCUAUUCCUCCUAACAAUAUCAAGCAAGAUGUCAAACGAAAUCAAAUAAUAAACUCGAUAAAACUUACCAAUGAUGUAGAUGUAAUGGAAUUGAUUAAACAACAAGAAUUACAAAUCAAAAAUGAAGAGGAGAAUUAUUCAGACGUAAUAAUUGAAUAUCCUGAAAAUAUGAAAAUAUUUAACCCUUACGAUACUCAACUAUACACAACCGUAUAAGUAAACAUGUUUACAAACAAAUUUGUGGAAAAUGUUAUUCUAUUAUCACAAUAAGAUAUAUUUAAGCGGAAAAAACUUUAGGUCUUAUCAAAAACGAGUAAUCAGCGGUAUCUUAAUAUAAUAUUGUAGUGUUACUUUUAGAAGUAGAUCAGGUGACAACGAUGUCAAUUUAAAAUAAUAUUUGUUGUCGCUGUUAUACUUAUAAAUUCAUUCUCGGUGUUAUUCAGCUUGGCCUAAAUGACUGGGAUUGUCAAAGUAAUUUAUUAAUCAAUUUGCCCAUGAUUUUACAUAGAGAGCUGUAUGUAAAUAAGCUGUUAUGUGCAACGAAUUGUCUAAUGUAAUAAACUGGAAUAAGUAUAUUAAAAAUAAAUUGAAUUAUUAGCUUACAUAUUCAAAGCUUUAAUUAUAAAAAUUAGACUAUGUUUUGUCUAGAAGAAUAAAAAUUUUUCUUUUUGAAAAUUUAAUCAUAUUUAAAGACAAGAAUGAUCAUAAUUAGUAAAAUGCGCGUGUAUAAAGUAAUUUUGAAUAAAUAUAUAUAACAACAAAAAUAUAGCUGUAAAAUUAUGUCAACGUGAACUACUAUAUUGGUCGGUACACAUAUACUUAUAGUUUAUACUGUGUUCUUAAAGGCUUAUUCUAUGCCUUUACACAAGAUUGACAUUUAAAAUUUUUUUAAUAAUAAUAACAAAUUAGAUUUAUCAGUUUUCUCUGAUGAGGAGGAUAACAAUUUUUCGGAAAGGCGUGAUUCUUUGGAACAAAUCGGAUAUGUAUUAGAAUACAUGUAACAUUAGAAUAUGUUAAUGACGAUGACAAUAAUAAUAUAGAAUUCAUAAAUGAGGCGAUUAGAGAUAUCAAUAAUGAAGCAAUUAAAACUAUUAAUAAUGAUUUAAUUGAAAUGACUAAUUAUAAGGUAGUUGAAAAUACUAAUAAUGAUGAUACUGAAGAUUAAUCAACUAAAUCAAUCAAUAAUUUCUAAUACAACUAUUGUUAGUAUAACUACUUUUCCUGGAUUUUCAAAACGAGUAUUGUCUGGUCAAAUUCGUCUUUUAUAAGACCAAAAAUUGAUUUAAAAAAAUUAAAAGAACGUGGCGUGCCUAUUUAUUAUCCACACCAAUGGAAUAUAUUAUUUUGAAUAUUUUAUUGAAAAUGAUUUAUAAACAAUGGUUAAAUGUACUAAUUUAUAUGUACAGAUUUAAUCGUUCUAUUUUAUUUAAUUAUUUAUCUCAUCAUAAUAUCUUUCCUAUUAAUUGUUACACUAUUCUUAUCUCAACUUCUCUCC
This is a messenger RNA of Daktulosphaira vitifoliae (grape phylloxera), 2391 nucleotides long. RefSeq lists its product as uncharacterized. The transcript has 4 exons. The coding region runs from base 27 to 1112 and encodes 361 amino acids. Lineage: Eukaryota; Metazoa; Arthropoda; Insecta; Hemiptera; Phylloxeridae. The record is from RefSeq and is a predicted model, not a curated record.